Molecule: messenger RNA, 2517 nt
Organism: Recurvomyces mirabilis
Lineage: Eukaryota; Fungi; Ascomycota; Dothideomycetes; Mycosphaerellales; Teratosphaeriaceae
Exons: 3
Coding region: 1-2517 (838 amino acids)
Biological process (GO): glucan catabolic process
Molecular function (GO): beta-glucosidase activity
Source: RefSeq, a predicted model, not a curated record
AUGGACCAGGGAGAACCUACAGUCAGCGGUAGCGAGAAGACUCCAUUUCUACAAGGCAAGUCGAAGCCGGUAGCGUUCUAUCAGAGACACAAGGUCCUGGUAAUCGGCGCCGCAAUCAUGAUAUGCCUUUUGCCACUUCUGGGGCUAUUGGCCCUCAGGAACCGUCAUGCGCAUGCCAUGAACUGGACAAGUCCCAUCACAUAUCCCUCGCCACAAGGCUACGGGGCCGGGAACUGGUCAGCAUCCUACGAUAAAGCCAGAGUCAUGGUCGGCAAUAUGUCGCUCGAGGAGAUGAACAAUGUCACACUCGGCGUCCCGGACCCCAGCAAUGGCUGCGUCGGUGUCAGCGGUGGCGCACCAAGACUUGGCUUCCCCGGAUUCUGCCUGCAUGACGCUGGUAAUGGUGUCCGCAAUACCGAUGGCGUGAGUGGCUUCGCUUCCGGAAUACACAUUGGAGCUUCGUGGAACGCCACAUUGGCGUACGAGAGAGCGGUUUUCAUGGGCGCGGAGUUCAAGCGAAAGGGCGUGAAUGUUGCGCUUGGUCCUGUGGUGGGACCGAUUGGACGGGUAGCAGAGGGUGGACGGAAUUGGGAGGGUAUGGGUGCCGAUCCGUAUCUGAAUGGUAUUCUGGGAGCACAGAGUGUCUUGGGGUUACAGGAGAGCGUCAUUGCUUCGGUCAAACAUUUCGUCGGUAAUGAACAAGAGACGAAUCGCAAUCCAAUCUCCAACAAUGGCGACACCAUUCUCAGCCAAAGUGCCAAUCUUGACGAUCAGACGAUGCAUGAGAUGUACCUUUGGCCAUUUCAAGAGCUUCUUCGUGUAGGCGCAGGCUGCGUAAUGUGUAGCUACAACAGAAUCAAUAGCACAUACGCAUGCGAGAACAGUAAAGCUAUGAAUGGCUUCCUGAAAGGAGAGAUGAAUUUCCAGGGCUUCGUGGUCUCGGACUGGGCGGGUCAACAUAGUGGAGUUCCGUCAGCUAAUGCAGGCCUUGAUAUGGCCAUGCCUACGACAACUUACUGGAACGAACGGCAACUCGAGAAUGCAGUCAAUAGUGGCGCUGUGAACAAGACACGGCUAAUAGAUAUGGCUACGCGAAUCAUCGCCACUUGGUACCACUUCGGACAGGAUCAGGCUCUGCCUCUUGGUGGUGGUCUGCCGGCUAAUCUGCUCAUGCCACAUAACUAUACUGAGGCGAAAGAUCCAGCAUCUCGAUCAUCCUUAUUGCAGCAGGCCAUCGAAGGGCACGUCCUCGUCAAGAACAUACGAGGCGCCUUGCCGCUCAAGCAGAUGAAAGUCAUCUCGAUUUUUGGCAGCGACGCUGUGCAACAAACCUCCUUCGUACCGAACGGAGGCCUAUUCCCGCAAAACUGGGAGGCGAUUACCCUGCAAGGACCCAUGCUCAAUGAGAUUGCUUCAAACUCACCAUUGAGCAGCCCACCCGGUACCAUGAAUGGCACGCUUGUGGUUGGUGGCGGUUCUGGUUCAAACACACCGCCAUAUAUUAGCACACCGUUUGACGCCAUACAAGCGCGGACAUACGAGAAUGGAACAGCAAUCUUCUUCGACUCUGCGUCUACAGACCCUGCUGUAGUCAGUAGCUCAGAAGCCUGCUUGGUCUUCAUCAACGAGUACAGCUCCGAAGUUUGGGAUCGUCCCAGUCUAGCAGACGAGGACAGCGACACGCUUGUCAGCAACGUGGCAGCGAAGUGCAACAACACCAUCGUCGCCGUUCACAAUGCGGGUAUACGCUUGGUCGACGCGUGGAUUGACAAUCCGAACGUCACAGCCGUGCUCUUCGCACAUCUACCUGGUCAAGAUGCUGGCCGAGCCUUGGCUCAGAUCCUGUACGGCGAUGUUAGCCCCUCUGGUCGUCUGCCCUACACAGUAGCGAAGCAAGCAUCGGACUACGGCAACCUGCUCGGCCCAUGCCAAGCACACGGCUCGAAGUCGCCACGAUGCGACUUCAUCGAAGGCACGAACAUUGACUAUCGUGCCUUUCUCGCCCGCAACAUCACACCACGCUACGAGUUCGGCUAUGGUCUGACAUACACGACCUUUGUGUACACCAACUUGCAAUUUAAUGUCAAUGCGACUGCCACGCCCGACGAUGCUGUCUUUCCGGUCUGGACGAACGGCACAACAGACCAAAACAGCAAUAAUCCCGCCAUCGGCUCGGGUGGUCUACAGUCGUUAUUCGAUAGCGUGGGCAUAGUAACAGCAAGCGUCACAAAUACUGGCAACAUGGCUGCAGCAGAAGUGGCACAGCUGUACUUGCAGAUACCCGCCUCCACCAGCAAUUCGUCCAACCCUCGCACGAGAGUGCUGAGAGGGUUUGAGAAAAUUAUGAUCGAACCGAAUUCUACCGAGCAGGUGACUUUCGAUUUGCGGAUGAAGGAUGUGAGUUACUGGAAUGUCACCAGGCAGGCAUGGAUCGUGCCAAUAGGAGAGUUCAAGGUGUUUGUCGGCAAGAGUGUACUGGACUUGCCGCUGAAUGGGACUUUUAGCACACAGACAUAG